Messenger RNA from Camellia sinensis, 1158 nucleotides. The record is from RefSeq and is a predicted model, not a curated record. NCBI's taxonomy places the organism in Eukaryota, Viridiplantae, Streptophyta, Magnoliopsida, Ericales, Theaceae.
AUGGAAAGGGAAAGGGAAAGAUAUAUCUCUAUCUAUACUUAUCACAUUCAUGCUCUUCAAUUGAACCUUAUCUCUGUUGGUCAGUUAUGUGAACUUGGUCUAACCGUUACAUUUUCUGCUAAUGGUUGUUUGGUGCAGGACCCUCAGACGAGACAGAUCCUUGGAAUAGGCCGUAAGCACGGACAUCUGUUCGAGCUUCUACAUCUUCGCAUUCCACAUAAAGCAUCUACUGCUGCAUCCGUUGCUUCCUCUGCUUUAGGUCGUGUCCGUCUUGAAGAUGUCGAUUGUUUAUCUUGUCAAAUUGCUAAACAACUUGCUUUAACUUUUAAUCAAAAUUCUGGCUCCAUGCUUCCACAGUCGCCUAUGCCUAUCGUCCAUCCUGAGGAUCCCGUGUCUGCUGACAGUCCUACGCCUUCUCCAGCUCUUGUGGAGGUUUCUCCAUCUCCACCUCCCAUUGAGGUUCCUCCUCCACCAGAGCGUCACUCUACAUGGGUAAGGCAGCCUUCUGUUCUUCUCCGUGAUUACAUUGCUUUCGAUAAAACUCAUACCAGGGAUGUGGUUGAUCUUCCUCUUGGAAAGAGUACUGUUACUUGCAAAUGGAUGGAUGUCAAGAAUGCAUUUCUUAAUAGUGACCUCACUGAGGAAGUUUAUAUGCACCCUCCUUCGGGUUCUUCUGUUCCAUCAAACAAAGCUUGCAAACUUCGCCAUGCUUUGCAUGACUCCACUACUCCGGUUGAUCCUCAGACUCGUCUUACCCCCCUUGACGGUUUCCUACUGACUGAUGACACUUUAUAUCGUCAACUAGUUGGCAGUCUUGUCUAUCUCACGGUUACUCGUCCAGAUAUUGCUUAUGUUGUUCACAUUGUUCGUCAGUUCAUGGCUGCUCCUUGUUUUCCACACUAUGAUGUUCUGGUUCGCAUUUUGCGCUAUCUCAAAGGAACUCUAUUUCAUGGUCUUCACUACUCCCCCCACUCUUCUCUACAACUGCAUGCAUUUUCUGAUACAGAUUGGGCCGGGGAUCCUACUGACCAUCGUUCCACUAUUAGGUUCUGUUUUUUCUUGGGAAACUCUCUCAUUUCCUGGCAUAGCAAGAAGCAAACUCUUGUUGCUCGUUCUAGUACCGAGGCUGAGUAUCAUGCUCUUGCUGACACUACUUAA